AUGACGGGAGCGCGUUCGCGCGAGGGCGAGGAUGAGAGUGGGCCGCAAAUGCCGCAGAAGAAGCACUUUCGCUCACGCGCACACUCCAACGUGCUCAACGCCAACGACUUUUGGUUCCCAGCUCGUCCGCAGGACGUGCCCUGGGGCGAGUACUUUCCGCAGCGUGCCAGCGGCGAGCGGGCAAAGACCUUCCCGUCCCAGCUGGUCCUCGGCAUCGAGAUCCGACCGAAGCUCGUCGAGUACGUGCAGAAGCGGGCCCUCGCCCUCCGACACGAGGCUGCGCAGGCGACGGCUGCUGACGCCGCCGACGCCGCCACGUACGAGAACGUGUGGGCGCUGCACAACAAUGCAAUGCGGUUCAUGCCAAACUUCUUCGAGAAGGGCCAGCUGAGCAAGAUCUUCAUCUGCUUCCCCGACCCCCACUUCAAGCGGAAGAACCACCGGAAGCGGAUCAUCUCGCAGCCGCUGCUCGCCGAGUUUGGGUACACGCUCUCGGCCGGCGGCCACCU
Molecule: messenger RNA, 509 nt
Organism: Emiliania huxleyi CCMP1516
Lineage: Eukaryota; Haptophyta; Isochrysidales; Noelaerhabdaceae
Exons: 2
Biological process (GO): tRNA methylation; RNA (guanine-N7)-methylation
Cellular component (GO): tRNA methyltransferase complex
Molecular function (GO): tRNA (guanine(46)-N7)-methyltransferase activity
Source: RefSeq, a predicted model, not a curated record